AUAUGGUCGACGUCGGGAUAGUGUAGAUUAUGUAUAAUGGUAUUUUUGUCCCAUAUGGACCGACUCACAUAGGAGCUAUUCACCAAGACCACACAUAGCAUCUUUCCCUUUGUUUUUGUGCCAACAAGCCAAAAGGAUAAAGUGUUGCGAACAAAAAGUAAAGAGCAGACACAUAUCCAUGUUUACAUAUUAGACAAUUAGGUAGUGCUCAUCAAUCAAUACACAUACACUAGAACUCAAAAUGAAGUUUAAAAAAAAAAUGAAUUUUGUAUUUGAAAAAUGAAGUUUAUACUCGAAAAUACUCAGAGCUGCUUGUAUAUGAUUUUUCUAUUAAAAAUCGUUGUUGAUCACGAAGCUUCGUCACAUAUGGAAUUAUAAAUAUGUAUACCUAAUUAAUAAUCAUUAGUCUUUUUUAUAAGAAAAAUCAUUAAUCUAUCUAAAGUUAAAACAUGUCUUGGUGAAUAAAAGAACAUAAGUUUAGUAACAUAAAAAACCAUAUAAGUCUACAAACAGCUAGCUAAAAGCACUCACAACAACACACACCUCCUAUUCUAUUUGCACAUCAACUUUCUUCUUACACAACUCGGACAAUGAAAAACUCCUCCGCCGUCACAUCACCACUGUCUCUCUCCCUCUUCCUCCUCUUCCUCCUACCGUUUCUAGCUCAAUCCUCCGAUGAUCUGAUCGACACGAUCUGCAAAGCGACACCAUUCUUUGACCUCUGUGAAGCUUCUCUCCGCCCUCUCUCUCCCUCACCUCCCGAUACCAAGUCUAUAGCUUCCGCAAUGGCCAACGUUGUGCUCGGAAACAUGACCGAUACCUUAGGAUAUAUUCAAUCACUCAUCAGACAUUCUCAAGAUCCGGCCGCGGAACGAGCGCUGGCUCAGUGCGCCGAGGUGUACCGGCCGGUGGUCCGGUUCAACAUUCCUCAGGCCAUCGAAGCAAUGGGGCGAGGGGAGUUCGGAUUCGCGAUGUAUGUCCUCGGAGACGCCCAGAAACAGUCUGAUUCUUGUCAGAAAUGGAUCAAUAGUGCCGGCGCCGACGAUGAAAGCUCGGUACCUCUUACGGCUAGAAACAAGCUGGUUAAGAAUCUUUGUGACGUGGAGAUAUCUGUGAUUAAGUCUCUAAUGAAUGGUCGUUAAGAAUCUUUGUGUCUGUUGAAAAUAAUAAUCAUAUAUAUACAUAUAUUUGUAAACAUUGACACGAGCUAAUUUUCUAUUACAAGUUCGGAA
This is a messenger RNA of Brassica rapa (field mustard), 1232 nucleotides long. RefSeq names its product cell wall / vacuolar inhibitor of fructosidase 1. Gene Ontology annotation, biological process: negative regulation of catalytic activity. Gene Ontology annotation, molecular function: enzyme inhibitor activity. The record is from RefSeq and is a predicted model, not a curated record. Lineage: Eukaryota; Viridiplantae; Streptophyta; Magnoliopsida; Brassicales; Brassicaceae.